Molecule: messenger RNA, 2367 nt
Organism: Pygocentrus nattereri (red-bellied piranha)
Lineage: Eukaryota; Metazoa; Chordata; Actinopteri; Characiformes; Serrasalmidae
Gene: lcmt2
Product: leucine carboxyl methyltransferase 2
Exons: 14
Coding region: 262-2343 (693 amino acids)
Biological process (GO): tRNA methylation; wybutosine biosynthetic process
Molecular function (GO): tRNA methyltransferase activity; protein binding
Source: RefSeq, a predicted model, not a curated record
CACGUUCUUAAAAUUAGAAUAGAAUUGAAUAAAUAAUUAAACGUUUCAUGUAUGUUUAAUUUUAAGCUACAUUGACAUAUAUACGGUCAAUGAAAACAAAUACAAUUUCCGGUAGGCGUUUCAACAUGUGUCUCAUUCUCAUGUCUCAGUCAUGAAGUUCCUCAGCGCUGGACGAGCUCUCUGAAUUUACUGAGGUCGCUAGAGUUUGGGAUUUGGGUGAAAAGGUUGACGAAGGGUUUUGGGUCAUGCACAACGUUUAUUAUGUUUAUGACUGGUGAAGGUCUGAGAGGAGAGGAGAUGCUUGGGGCUCCACCAGCGACCAUCGGCAAGAAGAAACAGAAACAUGGAAAAGAUGCUGCUGUGCAGGGCACCAAUGACAGCAGUGUGGUCAGUAAAGUGUCCGCAGCGGCUAAGGGCUACUUCCAGGAUGAUCUCCUCCAGCAUUUUGUGUGCAAGGUGUCACGGCGAGCUCCUCUUAUCAACAGGGGCUACUAUGUUCGCUGGCAAGCUGUUGACCACUGCGUGAAACAGUUUUUGCGUGUUACUGGGUCCUGUGUUAGCAGGCAGAUCCUGUCUCUAGGGGCCGGCUUCGACUCCCUCUACUUCCGUCUGCAUGCAGAAGGAGCUCUCGAGCGGGUUGUGGUGUUUGAGGUGGACUUCCCUGACGUCGCCAGACGCAAGGCAGCCUUAAUCAGUGGCGACGAUCGUCUGAAAGAUUCUCUUCUGGAGUUGGACCUCUUAGCUCAGAGUGGCCCUGUAUAUGUGCGCAGUGCUCAGUACAACCUGCUGGGUGUGGACGUGAGGAACGAGAGAGAGGCUGAGGGGGUUUUGAGCGGGGCUGGGCUGCAGUGGGACCGCCCCACGCUCGUCCUCUCAGAGGUGGUGCUCACCUAUAUGGAAACGGAGUGGUCGGACGCUGUGAUUGGCUGGGCAGCGAGAAUCCUCCCACAGGCUUUGAUUGUGAUGUAUGAACAGAUCCGCCCUGACGACCCCUUCGGCAGGGUCAUGCAGAACCAUUUCCUGAAGCUCAACUCUAAAAUCCAUGCGCUCUGCCAGUACCCCAACACCUCAGCACAGAGCCAGAGAUUCCUGCAGAAGGGUUGGGAGAAAUGCGUGUGCUUGGACAUGAACCAGUUCUACUUCUGUCUCUCCAAGGAUGAGCGUGAGCGGGUGGAGAAGAUGGAGCCCUUUGAUGAGUUUGAGGAAUGGCAUCAGAAGUGCUCUCACUACUUCAUCCUCACCGCCUCUAAAGGCUCUCUGACCAGUCCAGCACUCCUCAAUCCCCCAUAUGAGUCCCUCAUUCCCCUGAUGGCUCCUGAGCUGGAGAGCUUCUCCAUGGCAGUCCGGCCUCUUGAGGGGGCUCCCUGUGUGGAGAUGGUGGGGAUGGCCUCCUCUGUGCUGGAGCCUGGGCUUCUGCUCCUCAGCGGAGGGUUUGGGAGAGGAGGCCGACGCACUGCCGCCACAGCCCUCAUCAGAGGGAAGACUGGUUGGACAUGUGCCACUGUGGAACUGGACGGAGACAAAGGUGUGCGGCUGUAUCACGCACUGACCCCUGUUCCCGGAUGGGGUGCUGUGAUUACAGGAGGCAGAACUUCUCCACUGAACCCCAUUGACAGCGUACUGAAAGUUACCUACAGCCUGAAUGACCAGGCUGACCCCCAAACCGUACAGCUGUCUGUAGAAAAGACGGUUUGUACUGGCCAAGCUCCAAAGCCGAGAUGGAGGCAUACAGCUACUUUGCUGAAUCAUGGAGGCAGGAACUACAUUUUUGUGUUUGGUGGGUGUACAGAAAGGGAGCCAGUUUUAGGUGACGCACACUUCUUGUGUUUGGAGAACCAACAUUGGACAGAUGUCCCUCUUGAAGGCUGCUUCCCUGAACCUCGUCAUUCCCACUCGGCAUGUGCCUAUAGAGGAGGACUGGUGAUCUUUGGAGGUUUGGGCCAAGGAGGUGUUCCUCUAGGAGACGUUAUUCUGCUGAAGUCCAUGUCUAGAGGCUUCAUCUGGGAAAGGCUACAAUUACAAUCAGCGUUGGUACCGAGGUAUUCCCAUACAGCCCAUGUAAUCGGUGAGAAUCUGGUAGUAGUUGGUGGUGUCUGGAUACAGGCAGAUGGUGUGCCAGGGGUUGCUGUAAUAAACCUGACCACUGGAGGCAGUGUUGAAGUUAACAUUGACACAUCAUCUGUCCCCUGGCCCCUCAUGCUGCAUUCAUUCUGCUCAGAAUUGCUGGACUCUGAGGGGGCUGAGUUGGUACUUAUCGGUGGUGGGGGGAACUGCUUCUCUUUUGGAACCCACCUCAAUAACCACCCUGUUACUCUAGAUCUGAGGCCUGUGCUGGACCACUGAGUCAAAUCAAAAGGAUGUCAGAAG